Messenger RNA from Torulaspora globosa, 1035 nucleotides. It is a transcript of the gene GTR2, whose product is annotated as Gtr2p. Lineage: Eukaryota; Fungi; Ascomycota; Saccharomycetes; Saccharomycetales; Saccharomycetaceae. Gene Ontology annotation, cellular component: nucleus; fungal-type vacuole membrane; Gtr1-Gtr2 GTPase complex. Gene Ontology annotation, biological process: cellular response to starvation; positive regulation of TOR signaling; regulation of autophagy. The coding region runs from base 1 to 1035 and encodes 344 amino acids. Gene Ontology annotation, molecular function: GTP binding; GTPase activity. The transcript has a single exon. The record is from RefSeq and is a predicted model, not a curated record.
AUGUCGAAUGAGGAGAUGGCGACUGUCAGCAAGCUAGAUAACGAGGAAUCCAAGGCGAUGAUCUUGCUGCUUGGCCUGAGACGGGGCGGAAAGUCGUCGAUUUGCAAAGUGCUUUUCCACAACAUGCAGCCGCUCGACACGCUGUAUCUGGAGUCGACCUCGAACCCGACUAUGGAGCAUUUCUCGACGUUGAUCGACUUAGCGGUUAUGGAGCUGCCGGGCCAGCUGAACUACUUCGAACCGAGCUACGAUUCCGAGAAACUCUUCAGGAGCGUUGGAGGGCUUGUAUACGUCAUCGACUCGCAGGAUGAGUACAUGAAUGCCAUAACCAACCUUGCGAUGAUCAUUGAAUAUGCAUACAAGGUGAACCCGAACAUAAACAUCGAAGUUUUGAUUCACAAGGUUGACGGUCUGAGUGAAGAUUUCAAGCUCGAUGCGCAGCGUGACAUAAUGCAGCGCACCGGAGAGGAACUACUCGAGCUGGGUCUUGAUGGUGUUCAAGUCUCGUUCUACCUCACGUCCAUAUUCGACCAUUCGAUCUACGAGGCUUUCUCCCGUAUCGUGCAGAAACUGAUACCGGAGCUGUCAUACCUGGAGAACAUGCUUGACAAUCUGAUCCAGCACUCUAAGAUCGAGAAGGCGUUCCUGUUCGACAUCAACUCCAAGAUCUACGUCUCGACAGACUCCAGCCCCGUCGAUAUACAGUUGUACGAGGUGUGCGCUGAGUUCGUCGACGUCACCAUAGAUCUGUUUGACCUCUACAAGGACUCGCACAGGAGCGACAAGCGCGCGAGCGGCGGCGAGACUACUCCAUACCGCCCCCGAGAGCUCAAGAACGUCGCCCAACUGGGAAACGACGUCAUCAUCUACCUGAAGCAGAUGAUCCGCGGCCUGGCGCUCGUGGCGGUGAUCAGACCCAACGGUGCAGACGCGGAGAGCUGCCUAACGGUCGCAGACUACAACGUAGACAUACUCAAGCGAGGGCUUGAAGAGAUUUGGGCCAAUGCGAGGAUCCCCGCCAAGGACGCUGUCUGA